This is a messenger RNA of Camelina sativa (false flax), 698 nucleotides long. Its product is annotated as putative glutathione peroxidase 8. The record is from RefSeq and is a predicted model, not a curated record. NCBI's taxonomy places the organism in Eukaryota, Viridiplantae, Streptophyta, Magnoliopsida, Brassicales, Brassicaceae. Gene Ontology annotation, biological process: response to oxidative stress. Gene Ontology annotation, molecular function: peroxidase activity.
UUAGCUUCAGCUUGUCUCUUUCCUCGUUGACUCCUUUCUGAUUCUCUGGCAUUUCUAAUUUUCUAGAGUGCAAUGGCGACGAAGGACCCAGAAUCUGUUUACGAGAUAAGCAUCGAGGAUGCAAAGGGAGACAGCUUAGAACUCAUUCAAUACAAAGACAAAGUUCUUUUGAUUGUCAAUGUUGCUUCCAAAUGUGGGAUGACAAACUCAAACUACACUGAGUUGAAUGAGCUUUAUAGCAAGUACAAAGACAAAGGUCUGGAGAUUCUAGCAUUUCCUUGUAACCAGUUUGGUGACGAGGAACCGGGAACUAAUGACCAGAUUACUGACUUUGUCUGUACUCGUUUCAAAUCUGAAUUCCCCAUUUUCAACAAGAUUGAAGUAAACGGAGAGAAUGAAUCUCCUCUGUAUAAGUUCUUGAAGAAAGGCAAAUGGGGAAUCUUUGGUGAUGACAUUCAAUGGAACUUUGCUAAGUUUCUUGUUGACAGGAAGGGUCAAGCCGUAGAACGUUAUUAUCCAACUACAUCUCCUCUUACACUCGAGCAUGACAUAAAGAAGCUUCUGAAUAUCUCCUGAAAUGACGAAGCUUUGUUGUUGAAUCAAAUUGUAUUUGAUUAUGAUGAACCUCUCUCAUUUAAUAAAGAGCCAUGACAUUGCCUUGGAUUUGAAAUGUUUUGCUCUAUUUUUGUUUCUAUAUC